AUGUUUGGGAAUGCUGUGACAAGUGAACUUUUGUUUGGUUGCCGCAAGCUGACAGCCAGCGAAGCACUCCAUUUUGGAUUAGUUACCCGCAUAUUGUGGCCAGAUCGUUUUCAAGAAGAACUCAUUCCUGUUAUUCGCAGUAUGGCUACUCAAUCAGCUCAGUCCAUGGAAGCCACCAAAGCAUUGCUGAGGCACAGUUUGCGUACUAAGCUAGAUGCUGCUCUUGAAUCUGAAACCCAUCUCCUUGUUCAGCAUUGGAUUAGUGCUGAAUGUCAAGCAAGUUUCAAGAAGUUCUUGGAUGAUGAAGAUGUAGGACUGCAGAAGCAGCGAGUUGAGGCUUGA
Gryllus bimaculatus (two-spotted cricket) is the source of this 342-nucleotide messenger RNA. The record is from the annotation of a GenBank genome assembly. Lineage: Eukaryota; Metazoa; Arthropoda; Insecta; Orthoptera; Gryllidae.